This is a messenger RNA of Lodderomyces elongisporus, 921 nucleotides long. RefSeq lists its product as uncharacterized. The coding region runs from base 1 to 921 and encodes 306 amino acids. NCBI's taxonomy places the organism in Eukaryota, Fungi, Ascomycota, Pichiomycetes, Serinales, Debaryomycetaceae. Gene Ontology annotation, molecular function: nucleic acid binding. The record is from RefSeq and is a predicted model, not a curated record. Gene Ontology annotation, cellular component: CURI complex; UTP-C complex. Gene Ontology annotation, biological process: rRNA processing; ribosomal small subunit assembly. The transcript has a single exon.
AUGGGUAAAUUCGAGAUUAAGGGAUUCAGUAUUCUCCCUGUUAAAUUACCAGACAGCAAAUCCACGCAAUACAUAUUUUUCAAGAAACAUGAUGCCAAGAAUGAUCCUUUGAAUACUAAUGAGAGGUCUCUUUUUCUUUCCAACUUGCCUAUAUCGUGUGACUUUACAACAAUCAAAAAGUUUUUUCAAGAAGUGGCCUUAGGCUCAACUGUGGAAAGUUUCACGACUUCGAGCCUCACAAACUGCUCCGAGGAUGUUUGGAUAAAUCUUACCAAGCUUACUUCUGACCUCCCCUUAAGCACUGUUGAUGAGACAGCGACCAAGCUACCCAAGAACUCAGCGAUUGUCACGUUUGUAGACAAGGCAUCUUUACAACUUGCAUACACAGCACUAAAAAAACUUUCCUCCUCGUCCUCGUCUUCGUCCUCGUCCUCAUCAGCUGCAGCAACGACUACUACUACAACAACAACAACCACAUCGAAACAAUCUGAAAUUAAACAGUGGCCAAUCAAGCCUAUGGGAUCUGCCUACUACUUACAUGCAUACGAACUGCAGGUGCUCGAUAAGGAAACGUUAUCGGAGCAAGUUGCAAAAGCAUUGCAAGAUUUUGACAGAGCUGAGAAGGAGAGCAUUGAAGAGUUACAACAACAGGCCAAUAUGGUUGACGAAGAUGGGUUCACGUUAGUUGUUGGGUCUCAUAGAAAGACAAAAGCCGGAAUUUUGGGAAAACAGAAGUUGGCCAAUACAGUAGAGAGUGAAAAGGCAAAGAAUUCUUUGAAAAAGAAGGAGAAACAAGAUUUCUAUAGAUUCCAGUUAAGAGAAAAGAAGAAGGAGGAAAUGAAUGAUUUGUUGAGCAAGUUUAAAGCUGAUCAAGAGAAAGUGAGGUUAAUGAGAGAAAAGAAGCGUUUCCGACCGUAUUAG